Molecule: messenger RNA, 2160 nt
Organism: Elaeis guineensis (African oil palm)
Lineage: Eukaryota; Viridiplantae; Streptophyta; Magnoliopsida; Arecales; Arecaceae
Source: RefSeq, a predicted model, not a curated record
UAGAAGACGAGAGAGAAUAAGAGCGAGAUGGAUAGGACGAAGGGAGAAGUUCGAAACAUGCCGGGCUACGGAGACUCCACGUCCGAAGUAUCUUGGCUUUCCACCUCUUUCUCUCUAUUCCUCUUGGAGAUUUGGUAAAAAAGAUACGCUAUUCUCACCUGGAAUUCGUUCAUAUAUUUGUGUUUCUAGGACCAAUGUUGGAUUAAAGCGAUUUGUUGCUGGAAAGCUUGACUUUCUUUUUGUAUUUUCUUUUAGUAUAUUGUGAAUUUGGUCGUCUUGAGAGUUUGGGAUUCGUGUUGGUUUUGAUACGGUUUUGAUGCAUGGCAGGGUUUCCUACUUUGUUUAAUAGGAGCAGUCAGUUUCUUGGACGGAAAUAUCAGAGCAAUUCUCCAGAAUAUGAAAGAGAUUCUUCGAAAAGCAGAGACAGGGAGAGAGAUAUGGAGAGGGAGAAGGGUAGAAGACAAGAACGGGACAGGGAACCUGAUGAGGAAAGGGAGAGGGAUGGGGAACGAGGCAGCGACAGAGAUUAUCGUCACAGGGACCACAGGGAAAGAAGUGAAAGGAGAAAGCACAGCUGCAGGAAAUCUGAUGAUCAUGACCAUCACCAUAUCCAAGAUCAUGAAAGGUAUAGGGAUUAUGAUAGAGACAGAGAUGAGUAUCAUAGCCAUAGGUCUCAAUCAUGGUCAGCGGGUACAUCUCAUUAUAGAUCAUGGUCAAGGGGUAGAUUUGAUCAUAGAUCAAGGUCUCGUUCCCGCCCAAGAUCAAAGAGUAAACGUAUUAGCGGUUUUGACAUGCCACCUGCGACUACUGCGAUACCUGGUGCAGUUGUUGCAGGUCAGAUGACUGGGGCCACAAAUGCCAGUACCGGGACGUUUCCAGCAACACCUGGACAGUUGUCAGCUCUCUCUUUGAUGCCUUGUCAGGCAAUGACACAGCAGGCAACUCGACAUGCUCGGCGUGUUUAUGUUGGAGGCCUUUCUGCUACUGCUAAUGAGCAGUCAGUUGCUGCCUUUUUUAAACAAGUUAUGGCUGCCAUCGGAGGAAACAGUGCAGGGCCAGGUGAUGCUGUUGUUAAUGUGUAUAUAAAUCAUGAGAAGAUGUUUGCUUUUGUUGACAUGAGGUCGGUAGAAGAGGCAAGCAAUGCGAUGGCCUUGAAUGGCAUCAUAUUUGAGGGGGCACCUUUGAGAGUGAGAAGGCCAACUGAUUACAACCCUUAUCUUGCUGCCACACUUGGCCCAGGCCAACCCAACCCCAAUCUUAAUCUCGCUGCAGUUGGGCUUACACCACCUGGUUCUGCUGGUGUGCUUGAUGGUCCUCAUUGUAUUCUUGUGGGUGGGGUUCCACAAAUUCUUGCAGAAGGAAAGUUACGAGAGUUGCUCGAGAUAUUUGGUCCUCUUCGACGUUUUAAUCUCGUUGAGGGCAGGGAAACUGGUAACUCAAAAGGCUAUGCCUUCUGUGUUUACCAGGACCUCUCGGUCACAGACACUGCAUGUGCCGCGCUUGAUGGCAUCAAAAUGGGAGAUAAAACCCUCAUUGUUAGACGUGCAAACCAAGGUUUAGCGCAGGCUAGGCCACAGCAAGAAGACGUGUUACUACAGGCACAGCAGCAGGUGGCAUUGCAGAAGCUUGUGGACCAAAUGGUGCCAGUUCCAACCAAAGUAGUAUGCUUCACACAGGUUGUUAGUGCAGACGAACUUGAAAAUGAUGAAGAAUAUGAAGAUAUUGUGGAAGAUAUGAGAAGUGAAGGAGAGAAAUACGGUGAACUGUUAAACGUCAUCAUCCCUCGACCAGGUCCUAAUGGAGAACCAUCUCCUGGAGUUGGAAAGGUAUUCUUGGAAUAUGCAGACACAGAAGGGUCUACAAAAGCGAGGCAGGGCAUGCAUGGAAGGAAAUUCGGGGGGAAAGAAGUUGUUGCUAUCUUUUAUCCAGAGAGCAAGUUCACUCAAGGAGAAUAUGAUGGCUGAUUGCUCGUCUCUCUUUUCUGCAUAUUUUUAUUUUCUUAGCUUUUGGCACCCCAUACUGUGACGAGAACUCGCAUGACACAGAAGCAUGUCAGAGUGUUAGAUUGUUCCAGAUGUCAAGGGUUCAUUGGAGUAAUGCAUUGUUAUUGAUCCUUCACGGUGUCCGGUCCUAUCCUUGCAAUUUGGAUUUAAACUUGCG